Messenger RNA from Pocillopora meandrina, 402 nucleotides. Lineage: Eukaryota; Metazoa; Cnidaria; Anthozoa; Scleractinia; Pocilloporidae. The record is from the annotation of a GenBank genome assembly.
AUUUCCUUCGCUGCCCUGAGUGAAAAAGAGGGAGCCCAACACCUAUCGGAGACUCACAGGAUCCGUGUCAUUCCUUCUUUGACGACACUCAGGAUCAUUCAAGAUAGUCUAGAGGACUAUCACAGCAACACUGGUGCCUUGAUAAUAGGCAAUCCCAAGGUUGAUUGGCUGCUGCCAUUGCCAUGUGCAAGAAAGGAAGCGGAUGUGGUCGGACGACUGGUAGGUGUUCCGCCUCUUGUAGACGAGAAAGCAACGAAGCAGGCGGUACUUGAGCGGAUAAGUUCAGUGAGCCUGAUACAUAUUGCUGCCCAUGGUAACGCCGAAAGGGGAGAAAUUGCCCUUUCCCCUUUCCUACUCCCAACAGUCGAAACACCAUCCCACCACAGGAAGCUUCCAUGUUGA